AUGUCAUUUCCAUUUCUGCAAAAACUUAAGGAUAAACGUAUUGUUCUCGCAUCAGGGUCACCACGCAGAAAAGAAAUUCUUUCAAAUAUGGGAUUAAAUUUUGACGUUGUGCCAAGCAAAUUUCCUGAAACUUUGGAUAAAUCAAAAUAUUCGCCUUUAGACUAUGUUGUAACUAACGCGACAGAAAAAGGAUUAGAAGUAUAUAAACGUUUACUAGAGGAAGGCCAAAAAGUAGAUCUAGUAAUUGCAGCAGAUACCGUAGUUGUUUUUGGUGGAGAAAUAUUAGAAAAACCAAAAGAUAAAAAAGAUGCACUAAAUAUGCUUCGAAAAUUAAAUCGAAAUUCGCAUUGUGUUUACACUGGAAUAGCGUUAGUUUACCCUAAGGGUGAAUCUGAUUAUGCAAUUUCAACAUCAACUGAGAACACCGAAGUUGUAUUUAGAAAUAAUAGUGAUGAAGAUUUUUUGGCUUAUAUUGAUACCGGAGAACCUCUGGAUAAAGCUGGAUCAUACGGAAUUCAAGCAUUUGGCAGCUUAUUUAUUGAAAAGAUUAAUGGGUGA
This is a messenger RNA of Cetraspora pellucida, 558 nucleotides long. The record is from the annotation of a GenBank genome assembly. Lineage: Eukaryota; Fungi; Glomeromycota; Glomeromycetes; Diversisporales; Gigasporaceae.